Apus apus (common swift) is the source of this 1516-nucleotide messenger RNA. RefSeq names its product sorting nexin 24 (gene SNX24). NCBI's taxonomy places the organism in Eukaryota, Metazoa, Chordata, Aves, Apodiformes, Apodidae. Gene Ontology annotation, molecular function: phosphatidylinositol phosphate binding. The transcript has 7 exons. The record is from RefSeq and is a predicted model, not a curated record. The coding region runs from base 99 to 611 and encodes 170 amino acids.
CACGCGCCGGGCGCCGCUGGCUGCGGGGCCGCCGCGCGCCGCUGGCCCGCGGCCCUGAGGGGGAGCGGGGCCCCCGGCCCGGCCCGGCCCGGCCCGCCAUGGAGGUGUACAUCCCCUCCUUCCGCUACGAGGAGAGCGAGCUGGAGCGGGGCUACACGGUCUUCAAAAUAGAGGUGCUAAUGAGUGGAAGGAAACAUUUUGUGGAGAAGAGGUAUAGUGAAUUCCAUGCACUUCAUAAAAAGCUCAAGAAGUUCAUAAGAACUCCAGAGAUCCCUUCAAAGCAUGUGAGAAACUGGGUCCCCAAGGUUCUGGAGCAGCGACGGCAAGGCUUGGAGUUGUACUUGCAGACAGUAAUUUUAGAAAAUGAAGAGCUCCCUAAAAUAUUUCUCGAUUUCCUGAACGUUCGCCAUGUACCUACCUUGCCAAAAGCAGAAAGCUAUGGCUCUUUUGAUGAAACGGAAUCUGAAGAAUCAAGCAAACUGUCCCACCAGCCUGUGCUGCUGUUCCUAAGGGAUCCAUAUGUCCUGCCUAAAGCCAACGAUGACUUUGCAGAUGUGGUUAUAGAAGGCAUUCUACAUGGAAUAUUUUAUCCUCAUUUACUGCCCAGGUAGAAGUGACACAUGGCUAGAAGCAGCUGAAUCACGUUCCAAAUCAUGUUUAAUGAAAUAACAGGAAUGAAAUUCUGUGAUGUGAAAAUUACAUUCAGAAACAAGAGGCACAACCUCAGUUUAAGUUCAAGCAUUUUAUCUUUUUUAAUGAAAUCAAUGUCACUACAAUUGCUGCUUUAAAAAAAAAAAAAGAUAUGGAAACAACAGUAUUGAAGUUAUUUAUACCUUCUGUAUAUUGACAUGCUCUUAACUAUUUAACACUAAAAGCUGAAAGUCAUACACUGAAUUACACUAACCUUUGAAAAGAAUUGAAAGCUUUACUAAUUACUUCAGUAAUUUCUAUCAUAAAUUACACUAAACCUUUUUGCACCAGUGUUUUUUCCCAGCACAUUAUCCAUUGCUGGCAGUGGAAGGAUUAAAAGUGCUGGCACUGAAGAGAGUGUGAAAAACUGCAAAAAAAUCAAGAAAAAAACAAAGCAAGAAAAAAUCUGCUCCUUAAUAUCAGGUUGGAAACGAGCCAGUGCAGGUGUAUGAAGAGUUUCUAUUGGAAAACAUGCUUCCACGUUCUGAAGUAUGUAACUCUCUCUCAGGAAAUUUUCCAGAUUUCAGUUGAAAUUAUUUUAUCUACUAGGAGUUUUUACAUGGCAUUUACACAUUUCCAUUCAGUUGUGAUGUCUCAUGUGUUUUUACAUCAACUUGCAGACUGUAUUCCAUAUCUUAACAUUUUAUAAGUCACAGAGUGUACAAUUCUGUGCUAAGCUGAAGCAAGAAUAUGAGUAAUUAGAAAAACGAUAAUGCUAAAACUAAUAGAUAUAUAUACACACACUAAUAUAUAUAUUUGUUCAGAAUUAACUGGAAAUUUGUAUGUCUGCUAUUGGACAUUGUGAAAUAAAUUACUAGAACAUGAA